Messenger RNA from Neltuma alba, 2272 nucleotides. Its product is annotated as DDB1- and CUL4-associated factor homolog 1. Gene Ontology annotation, molecular function: protein binding. Lineage: Eukaryota; Viridiplantae; Streptophyta; Magnoliopsida; Fabales; Fabaceae. The record is from RefSeq and is a predicted model, not a curated record. Gene Ontology annotation, biological process: protein ubiquitination. Gene Ontology annotation, cellular component: nucleus; Cul4-RING E3 ubiquitin ligase complex.
AUGAGUUUUAUUCUAGUUCUAGGGUUCUUCCAAACGGGUCCGGCAUUGCAUCUCCGGAACCUUCCGAUCCAUGGUCGAGCACUUUCGGUCUAUUUUCUCGUCCUCUAUAAAAGGCAAACGCAUAACGCGAAGGAUGAGGAUUCCAGCAUGAGGCAUGAUUCAGCCAUCUCUUCUCAAAAAAAGACACUGACUUUCUCAUCUUCUUUUUCAAGACAUCAAUCUUUUGAUUCUCAGCAGUCACUAGUAAGAAGAGGAUUGACUACUGGGAAGGAGCUUUCUGAUUCUUCAAGUUCAUUAGAAACCCCAUCAGAACCUUCAAUGAAACAUGACAUUGAUGCAGAGUCUCAGCAUAAGACCCCGAUAAUCUUGCCUAUGAAACGCAAGCUAUCUGAUCUGAAGGAUAUAGGAGUAUUGUCAUCAUCUGGAAAGCGACUAAAUGCAGGGGAUCAAGGACUUCGAUCACCCAUUUGUCCGACUCCAAGUACGACGAAUGAUGCUGUUGGGUUUUUCACUCCAAGUUCCACCCUGAGAAGCCAACAAGGGCGAUGCAUAGGUGAGUAUGUGGAUGAAGGCCAAUUAAACAGCUCAAAUCUUGGUCAAGUAACGCCAUCCUCCCAAAUAUCAAGUGACCAGCCUAGCAAUCAAGAGCGUUUAACAUUAGACUCUCUAGUAGUUCAGUAUUUGAAGCAUCAGCAUCGCCAAUGCCCAGCUCCUAUUACCACUCUUCCUCCACUAUCUCUUUUGCACCCACAUGUCUGUCCUGAACCAAAGCGAAGCCUUGAUGCCCCAUCUAAUGUGACUGCUCGGCUUGCUACACGUGAAUUUAAGCAUAUGUAUGGGGGAGUGCAUGGGAAUCGUAGGGACCGACAAUUUGUUUAUAGUCGGUUUAGGCCAUGGCGUACAUGUCGGGAUGAUGCUGGUGCAUUAUUGACAUGCAUUACUUUUACUGGGGACUCAUCUCGGAUUGCUGUUGGGAGCCACAAUGGUGAGCUCAAAACAUUUGACUCCAACAAUAAUAAUGUGGUGGAGACCUUUGCAUCUCAUCAGUCUCCUUUGACACUUGUUCAAUCUUUUGUUUCGGGAGAGAAUCAACUAUUGCUUUCUUCAAGCUCCCAAGAUGUGAAUGUGAGGCUGUGGGAUGCAUCAGCAGUAGUAAUGGGUCCUACCCAUUCAUUUGAUGGGUGCAAAGCUGCUAGGUUUAGCAAUAGUGGCAAUGUUUUUGCUGCCUUGUCAUCAGAAUCUGCUCGACGAGAAAUCCUCUUGUAUGAUAUUCAAACUGCUCAAUUAGAGUCAAAGCUAUCAGAUACAUUCGCAAGUUCAACGGGAAGGGGUCAUGUCUAUUCCAUGAUACAUUUUAGUCCUUUUGACUCAAUGCUGCUUUGGAAUGGUGUCUUAUGGGAUCGGCGGGCCUCUGGGCCUGUUCCUAGCUUUGAUCAGUUCACAGACUAUGAGGGCGGGGGCGUUCAUCCUGCUGGAAAUGAGGUUAUUAUAAACUCAGAAGUCUGGGAUUUGGGUAAAUUCAGAUUGUUACGAAGUGUGCCUUUAGAUCAAACGGCAAUAACAUUCAAUGGACGUGGUGAUGUAAUUUAUGCAAUCCUAAGGCGAAAUAUUGAGGAUGUAAUGUCAGCAGUCCACACGCGUCGGGUCAAACAUAAUCUUUUUUCAGCUUUCCGCACUGUGGAUGCGGUCAAUUAUUCUGAUAUUGCUACCAUUCUAGUGGAUCGCUGCGUGCUUGAUUUUGCAACUGAGCCAACUGAUUCAUUUGUUGGGUUGAUUACAAUGGAUGAUCAAGAUGAGAUGUUUGCAUCUGCUAGGAUCUAUGAAAUUGGCAGGAGGAGACUUUCUGACGAUGACGAUGCUGAAAGUGAGGAGGAAGACGAGGACGAUGACGAUGAUGCAAAUGUGGAUCCUUUACUUGGCCCUGGACUGGGUGGGGAAAGUGAGAGUGAUGCUGAUUAUUUGAGCAACGAUGAAGAUGAUGAUAGUAUAACAGAUCUUGACAACAACGAUGAUGGGGAUUUCAUUAUGGAUGAUUUAGACUUUGAUGGAGGAACUGGAAUUUUGGAGAUUGUGACAGAAGGCGAUGAGGAUGACGAUGAUAGUGAAGUCCUUGAAUCUUUAAGUAGUGGUGAAGAGGAUUUUGUUGGUAAUGGUUUUGGUUAUUAGCAGUGUUCUAAAUGGAAAGAUUUGUUCUAGUGGUUUGGGAGGCUGUAAUGUUUAUUUCCCUCUAAUUAAAUUCAUUUUAGGGCGAUAGAAUUUUCAUUUUUUCCUC